Vitrella brassicaformis is the source of this 1378-nucleotide messenger RNA. The record is from the annotation of a GenBank genome assembly. NCBI's taxonomy places the organism in Eukaryota, Vitrellaceae.
GUGCGCGUCAGCAAUCACAGGCGCAUCAACGACAGAUGUCACCACUGCGUCUGUCCAUCCGUCACGAACGUACACAGACAGCCAUCAGCACCCGUCCAUCCAUACGCACUCGUGCGUGCAUCAAUCACAGCUUCGAGAAGGCCGUCGGCUGUGUCUUGCCCCUCCCCCCCAUGUGUGCAGCAGCGGCAGCUGCAAUGCCGACGUCCUCACUCUGCAACGCUGCCAUAUUCCAAAUCCGCUGCAUCACCAGACCGUCCUGCACGUACACGCACACACAGGUGUAAAGACAUGGACAGACACACAAGCACAUCCGUACCUCAACAGAGUGGUCUCGUGAAUAGUUGAGGGCCGCCUUGGUGCCGCAGACAGCCACGGGGCUCUUGGACGCUAUCACAGAUGCCAACUUGAGCGCACCAUCUAAUGAAUGGACGACCAAACACAGUGUCUUCUGUCAGCGAGGCGGGUCGUCAAUUGCAUACCUCUCAUGGCUUCGGCCGUCGGCUCUAUCGCGCUGACCAGCCCGCGCUCAUAAGCCUUCACUCGAGAAUGCCGACACACCCACACCCACACCCACAUACAACAAUCGCCUCUUGCGUGUCAUUCGCUCCACAGUUUCCCAUUUCAUGUACCGUACCGCACCUCCCUCACCUCCAUCUCUACCUCCCUACGUACCUCUCGUGCGUCAAACCGGCGGGCAGUGUAGGCAAGCUCACGAACCUGACAGACAGACAGACAGACAUGAGCACAACUGUACGUGUGUACCCAUCCAUUCAUCGAUCCAUUCAUCCCUGAUGGUCCUCUCCUUCCUUCUCACCAAUCCGCCUACCCACCUCGCAUACACGUGGCAAUCGUUGAAGCGUCCCUGGUCAAUCAAUUCAUCACACACACAGACAAGACACAUGUCGCCCUCCCUGUCGGCUCGUUGGUUCGUCCGUCGGCGUACCCAGGUCGGCCGCAAGCCCCAGGUCAAUCUCUUGACGGUGAACCAGGCGUCGUGCGUGUACAGUCGGAUGUCGCACGCACAGAUGAGGUCCACACCGGCGCCCACGCACCCGCCACGCACCGCAGCGAUCACGGGCUUCGAACACCUCUCUGAACCAUCGAUCACCCAAUCAGCCGUACAAUCGGAUGUGCACGCCACGCACACUCGGUGUGGUGUUGGUGUGCGUACUUACCGAGAGACGACACGCAGUCCUGCAGGUGCUCGACGAAGGCUUUCAGCUUGAAGGCCCUCCGAGCCACAUCUGUGCGAUAUACAUACGUGUAACAAGGCAGGCAAAGCAUGCAUGGACGAAUGGUCAAAGCCAGCCGUUUGCUCCCCGGCUCUCUCGCUCACCUUCCCCCUCCUGCUGGGCCAUAUGUGCCAUUGCGAACGUCA